AUGAAAAGUGCUAACAUUAAAGAAUCGCAAGGGCUGGAUAAUUUAAAUGAAAAUGGACAUAACGAUAGUAAUUACAUAAAUGAAGAUGGUUUUGUAGGAAAUGGGAAUUAUAAUGAAUAUGGAAUAGAAGGAAUAAAAAAAAAUGAAAACAUAAUACACACUGGUAAUAAUGAAAAAGGAUAUGUAAAUAUCGAAGGGGAUGAAAAAUUAUGUAUAAAUAAAAAUAAUUUAUUUCAUGAGAUAAAUUUAUUAAUAAAAAAAAGACUAAAAAUUAAUGAUAUUAUUAAAUUAAAUUUAUUUUAUAAAGACAAUUGUACAAAAAUAAAACCAUAUACAAUAUUUGAUAAUUAUAAAAAUGUAAAUAUGGAAAGUAAAAUAAAUAUAGAAAUUGUAAAUUUUAUAAAAAACUGUUUUAAAAAUAAUACUCGAUUUAUUGGCAUUUAUAGUAGUGUUGUAGAAUUUCGUGGAAAUUUUAAUGACGAACUAAUAAAUUUGCCUAUAAUUAAUCAGAUUAUUUUACAAAAAAUAAAUAACAAUAGUUAUAAAUGUAAUUUUAAUAUAGACAACUCUGUUCUUAAUUAUAUAUAUGUAGACCUUUUGAAAAUAAAUAAAAGUAAAUCUAAAUUUAAAAUACUGAAAAAGAUAUAUGAAAUAGAGGAAUGGUAUUAUUAUCCCGAUGAGAAAAAUGAAAAUAGUAAAAAAUCGACGAAAAAAAAAAAAGAAAGUGAAGAAGAGAAAAGUGAAAACGAAGAUACAACAUCAAGUGAUGAUUAUGAAAGUGAUUCUCUUAUAAAUUUAUAUAAUGAAGAGAAAAAAAAAAUUGAACAAGAUGAACAAAAAUUACUAAAUAUGAAUGACCCAAAUGAUAGUAAAAAAAAAAAAAAAAAAAAAAAAAUUGAUAAAGACAAGUUAUAUAUUCAAAAAUUAAAAAAAUUAGUAGAAGAAGAUACUGAUGAAGAAUCCAUUGCAUCAUCAGCAAAUGAAAGUUCGAGUAACUUAGACGAUUUAUUAUAUAGUAAUAAAAAUCAUAUUUUAUAUAAAAGAAAAAUAUUAUAUACUAAAGAUGAUAAUGAUGAUAGUAAAACAGUUAUCAAAAUAUAUAAAGAAACAAAUAAUGAAAUGAUAUGUGUUUAUUAUCCAAAUAGUUCAUAUAAUCAAUGUAUAACUUUAAGUACUUUGAAGCAGGUACAAUGUAAUAGUAUAGAUGAUAAUGAAGUUUCUGAUAAAAAUAUAUAUGAUAUUUAUGUACGCGAUUCGAAAAAAAAUUUAACACAAAAUACAAAAGAUAAUAUUUUAGAUUGUUUAAAUGCUUUAAACGAGGAAAAUGUUAAAGUAAAAAAAAGAUAUAUCAAAGAUAUUUCUAUAUAUAAUUUUUGUAGUGAUGAUAAGUAUAAAGGUUGUAAUCUAUAUUUACACAUAUCAAAAAAUAAAAAAUGUAAAAAUGUAAAAAUUGAUUAUAAUAUUGAUUAUACACAUUUUGAUAAUAAUUACGAUAUAAUUAAAAUGUACGAAAUAAAGGAAAGUACUAAUACCUCAAAUAACGAGAAUGAAGAAAAUGAUGUAAAAGAUGAAAAUAAAAAAAUGCCUAUUGGCACAUUAUUUGAUAUUGACAAGGACUGGAAAGUCAAUAUUGAUAUGCAUAUGGAUAUAGAGAAAGCAAUAAAUGAGUUUAAAAAAAAAAUAAAAAACAAAACGGAUGAUGAAAUAUUUAAUGAAGAUAAUUACAACGAAGGGGACCAUCAUGAAACAAACAAGUUAGACUAUUUAAUUUACAAUUUUUACAAAAAUUUUGAAUGUUUAAUUAAUUUAAUAAAUAAAUUAAAAAAUAGUUCAAUAAAAUAUGAUUAUUUUUAUCCUAAAAUGAUAGGAGAUGUAAAUGAAGAAAUUCGAAAACAUUAUGAUAAAAAAAAAGUAAUUUUAUUAAAAAAAUCAAAUAUUAAAUAUAUUCGAAUAUUUAAUAAUGAAGUAAAAAGAAUAAUGAUAUUGUUUUUUGUUUCUUAUAAUUCAAAAAUAUUAGAUCUUGCAUGUGGGCAUGGACAAGAUAUGCUUAAAUAUAAUUCAGUGAAAAAUAAAAUAUAUAUUGGAUUAGAUAUUUCAAAAAAAGAAAUUGAACUAGCUAAAGAACGAUUAAAUCAAAAUGGUAUUAAAGGUUUAUGUAAUAAUGAUAGUUUUAUUUUUUUACAAGGAGAUAUAUUAAAUAAUAAAUUUUAUAGAAAAUGGAAAAGUAAAAACAUUACUUUUGAUAUUAUAUCAAUUAAUUUAGCAAUGCAUUAUAUAAUAUAUAAUGAAAAAGUGUCUAAAAAGUUUUUUAAAAUUUUAGACAAUUUUUUAGAAAAUGAAGGAUUAUUGUUGGCAACAACAAUUUCGACUAUCACUUUAACCGAUUUUUUGAUGAACCGAUCCGUUUUGGCUGUUUCCAAUGACACGAUUUCCAUAAAGCUAGAGAAUGAUCUAUUCACUAUAAAAUUUGAUCAAGAAAAUUUGUUGAAAAUUUUCAAAAGCAAAAACUGUUUAGACGAUUUUAUAGAAUAUGUUAAUAAUGCAGAGUCAGAUAAUAAAACAAAAUAUGAAUAUUUUUAUAAUAUAAUAAAAAAUUCAUUAGAAAAUACAGUAGGAAUAAAAUAUUACUUUUAUUUAUAUGAUACAAUAGAUGCUAAUGAAUUUGUUAUACCUCAAAAUUAUUUAAAGAAAAAACUUCAAGAAAUAAAUAUGGUUGAACUUUUUAAUAAUACAGCUAUUAUGUUUCUUCAUUAUAUAACUAAUAAUUUAGAAACUUAUGAAAAAUAUAAAAAUAUCAAAUUUUUUAAUUUAAUUAAUAAAACUAUUGAUCACAAUAUUUUCGAAAAUAUUAAAUUAAGAAUUAACAAAAUUCAUGGUUAUGAUAAAGACUCACAAAUAUAUUAUGAUAUAUGUUCUUUAUAUCAUGUUUAUGUUUACAAAAAAAAUUUCGAUGCAUCCAUAUUGGGAAUUAUGUAG
Molecule: messenger RNA, 2976 nt
Organism: Plasmodium vinckei vinckei
Lineage: Eukaryota; Apicomplexa; Aconoidasida; Haemosporida; Plasmodiidae
Product: mRNA cap guanine-N7 methyltransferase, putative
Exons: 2
Coding region: 1-2976 (991 amino acids)
Biological process (GO): 7-methylguanosine mRNA capping
Cellular component (GO): nucleus
Molecular function (GO): mRNA 5'-cap (guanine-N7-)-methyltransferase activity
Source: RefSeq, a predicted model, not a curated record